Drosophila erecta is the source of this 1389-nucleotide messenger RNA. It is a transcript of the gene PGRP-LB, whose product is annotated as peptidoglycan-recognition protein LB. Lineage: Eukaryota; Metazoa; Arthropoda; Insecta; Diptera; Drosophilidae. Gene Ontology annotation, molecular function: N-acetylmuramoyl-L-alanine amidase activity; peptidoglycan binding; zinc ion binding. The coding region runs from base 526 to 1212 and encodes 228 amino acids. The transcript has 3 exons. The record is from RefSeq and is a predicted model, not a curated record. Gene Ontology annotation, biological process: peptidoglycan catabolic process; innate immune response.
GGCAGCGGCCACAGUAACAGCAACGGAAGCAGCGACGCCGACAGCAGCAGCAGCGGCAGCAGCAGCGGUGCGAAUUCGGUGUAUGAAAUUUUCUAUAAACUCUGGCCCGCCCUUAUGCUGGCCAACAUUCGCGCUUUAUACGCUUGAUACGAAGCAUAACGCCGCUAUGUGAGCGCUGCCGCACCAAAGUCUGACCUUCACACACUGUCGAAAUUUCGCACAACUCUUGCCACAAAGCGAACGGUAGCAGCCAGCCAGCAGCCAGCAAACAAACCAAACCAACAAGCCAACAAACCAACAAGCAAACAAACAAAGAAAAAAACAAGCCAAGCAACAAAUAGCAAUCGAGCGACAGUGACUAGCAGUCGACACAAAAGUUCCUAAAUCCAAGUCACAGUUCCUAAGCAGCUGAAUUGCAGCAGCAACUUGGCAGCAGCAGCAGCAGCAGCUACUUCGCAACAGCAGCAACAUCUUCGCAACAGCAGCAACAGCAACUUCGCAAAAUUCGCAACCAAAAGCAGCAACAUGACAGCACUGGGAUUAGUUCUGCUAUCGAUGAUGGGCUAUAGUCAGCACAUGCAGCAGGCGAAUCUGGGCACCGCCCGGCUUCUGUCCCGAUCCGACUGGGGUGCCCGCCUGCCCAAGUCCGUGGAGCACUUUCAAGGACCCGCGCCCUACGUGAUCAUCCACCACUCGUACAUGCCAGCCGUGUGCUACUCCACUCCGGACUGCAUGAAGAGCAUGCGGGACAUGCAGGACUUCCACCAGCUGGAGCGCGGUUGGAACGAUAUCGGAUAUAGCUUUGGCAUCGGCGGCGAUGGCAUGAUCUACGCAGGCAGGGGAUUCAAUGUCAUCGGAGCUCAUGCGCCGAAGUACAAUGACAGGAGCGUGGGCAUCGUGCUGAUCGGAGAUUGGAGAACUGAACUUCCGCCCAAGCAGAUGCUGGAUGCGGCCAAGGACCUGAUCGCCUUCGGGGUGUUCAAGGGCUACAUUGACCCCGCCUACAAGCUGCUGGGCCACCGACAGGUGCGGGAUACCGAGUGUCCUGGGGGCCGCCUGUUUGCCGAGAUCUCCAGCUGGCCGCACUUUACCCACAUAAACGACACCGAAGGCGUUAGCAGUACGAAGGCGCCGGUCGAGCCCCACGUCCAUCCACAGGCGGCAACACAACAAACGCCGCCCAAAUCCCCGCCAGCUGCGCCCAAGGUCUAGUGGGCCAACGGUGGGUGGGUGGAGACGCUCAUCGCCCUCGCAAAGCUUAAGAGUUUAAGAGAAGCCACAACGAGCUCGGCUCCCCGCACAACGCCAAGGAGUUCAUUCAGUAUUCAUUAGAUGUCUCUUCUAACAUUUCACAAAUAAAGCAAUUUCUAGAUGAUAACACUUAAACAU